AUGUCAUUUACAAAUGCAGAUAAUAUACAAAAACGGCAACAGCAAGCUUUAAAUAAAAUUCAUGCAGGUGUGCAUGUUAGACUACGAUCGAAAAGGUCAACUGAUCUGCCGUUAGAUGAAUAUCACGAAAAUAAAGAUCAUAACAAAACCAUCGGUAUUCAAACGACAACAGUUAUUCCAAAAUUCGACAAGCAAAUAUUGUGUCCUUUGGCGAAUUUGAAUGAGAAUAGUCGACAAUAUCGUUCCACGUCUUCCUCCUCCGAAACUUUAGUAUCGAAUAAAUACUCGACUCGGUCGGAUGAUACUUCAGCUUCUGAUCAUCGAUCGAAUCAAAACAAUAAUGCAAAGAAUAUUGAUGCACACCGAGUUCAAGAUAUGCUUUCGAGCAAGAAACUAGUAACGAACGAUAAUUUCCUGAACAAUCAAUAUCAAUCUGAACAAUCCAUGCUGCCGUCAGCCGUAUUGACGGGAAGAAAAAAAUUGUUCAACUAUCUACUAGAUUUUGUGUCUAAUUUUCGAUUAUCAUCAUCCAGACAUGAUCCAGUUUGUAAUUCAAUAAGUAAUAACCAUCAGGAUGAAAAAACGAAGCCUGUCCAAACGCUAAGAUCCCGCUGUCAAAGAUCUGCUGUACGAAGGUUGACUUCGAAUCACUUUUCUGAACAAGCUAUUUCAAAUCAAUCUUCACCGAUUGAAAAAGCAAAUAAUCCGAAUAAGAUACAGCAUCAUAAAGAAACUCACUCGUCUCGAAGACACGACCAAUCAUUUUCUCCAUUCAUACCGAUUGAAGAUUGUUUUUCAAAGAAUGCACUCUCAUGUAUGCCGUAUAUGGUUGACUCAGUUUUGUGCCAACAGACGAACGUAGGCCACGAAUUUCUACCACGAACAAAAGAUUUGCAUAUUAAUAAUCAUGCCCUAGAAGAGGAUUCUAAUGUGAAUAUUUCUACUGAAAAACAAAAUCUCGAGUCAAAAGCAACUCGACGGACGUCCGUAGUAUCAGUGGAUAAUCAAUCAGUAUCGACAGAUGAUAGUUCAAAUGAUACACAUCGAUCUGUUCGAGGACAAAACGAAAUUGUUCAAAUCGAUCGAUGUUUUCCAUUUGAGUUUGCUGUUCGCCUAAUAACUUUAAGAAUUUCAUCACGUGCUUCAUCAAUUUCUUCCGGUGUGUAUUGA
This is a messenger RNA of Adineta ricciae, 1170 nucleotides long. Lineage: Eukaryota; Metazoa; Rotifera; Eurotatoria; Adinetida; Adinetidae. The record is from the annotation of a GenBank genome assembly.